AUGAUAAGGCAGUCUGGUAUCAAGUCUCAAAAGAUUAACAUGAUUGACAAAGUUGCAGUUGUUACCGGUGCAAAUAAAGGCAUAGGUUAUGGUGUUGUGAAGGAACUCUGUAGGCGUGGAGUCAAAACAGUAUAUCUAACAGCCCGUGAUAUUAAGAGAGGCACUGAUGCAGUUGCGAGCCUAAAGAAAGAAGGCUAUAAUCCUAAAUUCCAUCAACUUGAAAUCACCGACGAAGAAAGUAUUAAGAAAUUUUGUGAAUUUAUAAAACAACAGCACAAAGGCAUAGACAUUCUUAUAAACAACGCAGCCGUUACACAAGAUAAUUUUAAUGCACCAUUAUACGAAGAUGCGAAACGUGUCAUUGAUGUAAAUUUCCAUACCAUUAUCAGAAUUGAAAAGUUUAUUUUUCCAUUGCUUAAUGAUAAUGCACGAGUUGUCAAUGUAUCGAGCGAUUGCGGACAUUUAUCUAAAUUGAAAAACAAAUAUUGGAUUGAAAGAUUAUCACGAAAAGACCUGACAUUGGAAGACGUGGAAGAAUUUGUUAAUUGGUUUUUGGAUUCUGUAAACAAUAAGACAUUGAAAGUAGAAGAUUUCAAAUGGAAUAUUCUUCAUGCAUAUGUCGUAUCUAAAAUAGCUCUUUGUGCAUAUACUUGGAUACAGCAACGGAAAAUUGACAGAGGAAUAUCUAUUAAUGCAUUGCACCCGGGUUUUGUAACGACAAGUAUGACAAGGAAUUGUGGACUACUGUCUGUGGAGGAAGCCAGUGAUGCACCAGUCUAUUUAGCGUUGGACGCCGAUCAGUCUCUUAAAGGGAAAUAUAUUUGGUUCGACAAAACUGAAAAAGAUUGGUAUGAUGUGGAUAUCGAUAUUGACUACGUCGAUCCCGAUACUUUCCAAGAUUUCGUUGAAAAAAUGUCUGCUUAA
Leptosia nina is the source of this 924-nucleotide messenger RNA. NCBI's taxonomy places the organism in Eukaryota, Metazoa, Arthropoda, Insecta, Lepidoptera, Pieridae. The record is from the annotation of a GenBank genome assembly.